CCUCUUAACCACCCACACCCGCAGCAUUCUGCAAUGCAAUACGCGGCAGCAAUCCUCCAUGCCCGCUGCUUAUUUCUUUCACUUGGCCUUUGAGCUCUAUCCUACGCGCUCACCAACAUCAUCAUCGUCAUCGUCAGACCGAAUUCCUGCUCCCAUCACCUUCACCCCACCUCCGCAGACCGACAUCUUCACAUCGGAGCUUCCACGACACCAACACCGCCAUUACUUGGAGUACGAGAAGAGGCCUGUAGCCGAAAAUAAACGCCCACGGGCGCCCCGAAGACAUAGUCAUCGAGACAACCCUCGUUUGUCCUUCUCCGAACGCCUACUCGACGCCGAUAGUCCUGUGCCUCCCUUCUCUAAACCAGCCGGCAGUCGUCGUCCACGAGCCCAGAGUGUCGCGCAUGAGGACUGGCGUUUCGACAGUGUUUCCAUCAUCACCAUCGAUAUGAAGCCGGCCGAUGCAGGGCUGGCCACCAAAGGCAGAUAUAUCCCCUCCGACCCCAAGAACACAGAGGUCGGCUGGGGUGUGGUACAUCUAUAUCGAGAAGGGCAGGAGACACCUGGGCUAUACGACGAAUCGCCUGGCGCCGGAUUCAACGAGCAAGAUUGUACUACGCUAUGUAUACUCGCCGUGCCGUCGUAUAUGACGCCUUCGGACCUGCUGGGCUUUGUAGGCGAGGAGACGAGAGAAGAUGUUAGCCACUUUCGACUCAUACGCACUGCGAGGGCAAAUAAGUACAUGGUGCUCAUGAAAUUCAGAGAAGCCACAAAGGCGAGGAAUUGGCGCAAGGAGUGGAACGGCAAGGCCUUCAACAGCAUGGAGCCCGAGUACUGCCACGUCGUCUUUGUCAAAUCCAUUACCUUCCAGUCCGACCCAUCACAUCGUGAUCCGUCAUCUUACCCAAACCUCACGAACGAUCCCUUCAUGCCAGUCCCCUCCAAACAGCCUACUGCGCCGCUUCCCCCAGCAUCAAGUGCCUCUCCUUCCACAGACGCUCCCUCGUUGCCAUCUUCCCUCACUGCUAAACCCCCGGCGCCGCCCACACCCUCUCUAGUCGAGCUCCCAACGUGCCCCGUAUGCUUAGAGCGUAUGGAUGAAACAACAGGCCUUUUGACCAUUCUCUGCCAGCAUGUCUUCCAUUGUGCAUGCCUUGAGAAAUGGCGAGGAUCCGGGUGUCCGGUAUGUCGGUAUACACAAAAUGAUGCGCUGGCGUCCUCACACCUCCGCGGCGGUGGAACAACCAACGGCGAUGGCGAAGCACCAGAUAAUGAGUGUUCUGUAUGCGGCUCAACACAGAACUUGUGGAUCUGUCUCAUCUGCGGCAACACUGGCUGUGGGCGGUAUGACAGUGCUCACGCCUUCGCACACUACGAAGCCACCAACCAUACCUAUGCCAUGGAUGUCGUGAGUCAGUACGUUUGGGAUUACGCUGGUGACGGCUACGUUCAUCGCUUGAUCCAAAAUAAGGCCGAUGGUAAACUUGUCGACCUGCCCCUCGCGUCUUCGGCCGCCCAGGGCAACGAAAUGACGGGUUACGCCGGUGAUACAGUCCCACGCGAAAAGGUGGACAGCAUGCGCAUGGAGUACGCAUACCUCCUGACCUCACAACUCGAAUCGCAACGUCUUUACUUCGAAGAACAAGUUGAGCGCGCCGCGGAUAAAGCCUCCAAGGCAUCCUCCACGGUCGAGACACUCAGCGCUACCAUUGAAUCCCUCAGAUCCGAAAUCGACCGUCUCACCACCUCUAACACCGCUACCUCCGCUUCCCUCGCACAACUUGAGAAGCAGGCCGAGCGCAACGAGAAGAAAGCCCAGUCUGCACAGGAUCUCGCACGGAACCUCAGCAAGCAGAUCAAGGAAGAGCAAAUAAUGAACGAGUCGCUCAUGACACGCAUCCGACACGUCGAGGCACAGAAGCAGGAUAUCGAGUCGAGCUUGAAAGGCGCGCAAGGGGAGAAGGAGGACCUAGAAGAGCAAAUUCGCGAUUUGAGCUUCUUUAUUUCGGGCCAGAGCAAGUUGAAGACGAUGCAAUGGGAUGAGGCGCUGGGGUUGGAAAGCGGCGAGAUUGAGGACGCAUCUUUGCAGAUUGGUGGAGGUGGGGAGAAGGCGGAUAGCAAAGGCAAAGGUAAAACAAAGGGGAAGGGGAAGAAGAAGGGAUAG
Molecule: messenger RNA, 2164 nt
Organism: Periconia digitata
Lineage: Eukaryota; Fungi; Ascomycota; Dothideomycetes; Pleosporales; Periconiaceae
Source: the annotation of a GenBank genome assembly